This is a messenger RNA of Paramecium sonneborni, 582 nucleotides long. The record is from the annotation of a GenBank genome assembly. NCBI's taxonomy places the organism in Eukaryota, Ciliophora, Oligohymenophorea, Peniculida, Parameciidae.
AUGUUUUAUCAUAAAAAGUCUCCUUCACUUUUAGAUACAACAAGAUAAUCUUUAGAGAAAUGUAGUUUAUUAACGAGUGAUGUUUCAACAAUAAAAAAACCAUAGAUUAGUCCAAUAAGUUUCAAAAAGAUUCGAACACCAUCGACUUUUGUUGAACCAAUAAAAAAAACAUUAAGAUAACUAUCAUAAUAAAUAAACUCUGAUUCAAUAAAUGAAAUUAUAUGUAUUAAUUAAAAGAUCAGUUUGUUACAGCGAAGAAAGUCAGUUUUACUUUAAUAAUUUGAGAGAACAGAGUAUUCAGAUACUCGAAAAGCUAUACGUUACAAUAAAGAUUUUAAUAAUAAGUAUUUCGAUAAAUAAAGCAUUACUUAGAUGGAAAAGAAUUGGACACAUUAUUAGGGAUAAAUGGAUUAAUAAUAUAAAUUUAAUGGAAAAGGUGUUUUGUACUAUAAAAAUACAAAAGUUUUUGGAGUUUUUAAAGAUGGAAAUUUAGAAGGAAGAGCUACUAUAUUCGAUUAAGAAAACAAGAUUAAAAUAGCAAUAUAUAAAUAAGGAAUUUUAUAAUAAAUAGAAUAUCAUUGA